This is a messenger RNA of Contarinia nasturtii (swede midge), 2921 nucleotides long. Its product is annotated as AMP deaminase 2. Gene Ontology annotation, biological process: AMP metabolic process; IMP salvage. Gene Ontology annotation, cellular component: cytosol. The record is from RefSeq and is a predicted model, not a curated record. Gene Ontology annotation, molecular function: AMP deaminase activity. NCBI's taxonomy places the organism in Eukaryota, Metazoa, Arthropoda, Insecta, Diptera, Cecidomyiidae. The coding region runs from base 544 to 2832 and encodes 762 amino acids. The transcript has 15 exons.
UUAUAUCCAAUUUAUAUUCCACGCGAGAAUGAACGCAUUUGAAAAACAAAGCAAUUGUGAAAAUUGCAACCUCAGAAAAAGAGUACACCAAAUAUUUAACGUGAUUAUUGACAUUUUGGAUACGACAAGAUGCGUCAAACAGGCUGUUUGAAACAGUUGAAUUUUGAGUAUGAAUACGAAGCAAAAACAAAGCAAAAUUAGAAUAAAAAAUGACAUAAGUAGAAUUCGUCUAGAAAAUCAUAAUAUAUUUUCGCAGUGUUUACUUCUAUUUUUUAGACAGCUUUUGAUGGCACUCCAUUUCAAUUAUUUUCUUAUAACUGAGAUUGGCAAAUACUGAGGCUAUGUCACCUAAACUUGAGUUCUUAGCGCCAAACAAUUUUAUUUAUUGUGAAAUCUUUGGUUUUAGUAUUUUCAAAAAAGAGAAUAAAUUGUUCGUUUCCACAGAUAGUCAAAGUGAAGGAAAUAUUGUGAUAACUUAGCAAACCGACUUCCCUUCAAAAAAAAAUUGUUUAAAAGAAGUGUUCUACGUUUUUGAGUGUAAAUAUGAGCAGUCGGGGUGUUCUUGUCAGACUUGAUUCUGUUGAUUCGCUCACUGAUUUUCCAAUUGAGGCCUCAUCACCACCGUCAAGAACACCAAGAAGCCCGAGAAGUCCACAUACCAUACGCGUCGAUUACUUUGAUAGAUCUCGUCUAGGUAAUGAGUCGCCUUCGAUAGCUGGCGAAACAGAUGGUGAUCCGUUGCCAAAUGAAAUCUCUGCACCAUACGAGGUACCUCAGUUUCCAAUCGAGCAGAUAGAAAAGAAGCUGCAAAUACAACGCCAUUUGAAUGUAAAGGCAUUGGAAGAUAGGCAAUCUACAAUCGGAUUGGGAGAUACGGCACACACAAGUGAUGAUAUUCAAUUUGAUGAACAUGAAAUUGUGCCACAUUUUCAACGAGUUUCAAUAUCUGGCGAAGAUACAAGCGGUGUACCUUUGGAAGAUUUGGAGCAUGCAUCCAGCCUAAUUAUCAAAGCACUUGAAAUUCGUGAACGUUACAUGAGUCUAUCGUUGCAAUCGUUUCCACAAACAACCGAACGAUUUCUUCGAACCGUGCACAAUAAAACGAUGUCCGACAUUGUUGAAUACGAGGAUAAGCGUACCACAGCAGAUCAUUCUGUUCACGCUCCAUCAACAACAAAAAAUCCAUGGUCUAUUGAAUUUCCGGGAAAUGCUGGCUAUCACAUCAAGGCUGUUGACGGUGUUUUCAAUUUGUUCAGAGACGCCGAAUGUUCGGAUAAUGUAAAUUUUCCGUAUUUAAAAUUGGAUGAUUUUGUUCAAGACAUGAACUCAAUAUGUGCUAUGAUGGCCGACGGACCACUUAAAUCAUUUUGCUAUCGCCGGCUCAGCUAUUUGAAUUCUAAGUUUCAACUGCACGUUUUGUUGAACGAACUACGUGAACUAGCCUCUCAAAAAGCGGUUCCUCACAGGGAUUUUUAUAAUAUUCGUAAAGUCGAUACACAUAUUCACGCUGCUUCUUGUAUGAAUCAAAAACAUUUGCUACGUUUUAUCAAAAAAACAUUGAAGAAUAAUGCCGACGAAGUUGUUACAGUGACCAAAGGAAAGUCAAUGACUUUAGCCGAUGUAUUCCAAUCGAUGAAUUUGACAACCUAUGAUCUUACUGUUGAUAUGUUGGACGUCCAUGCAGAUCGAAAUACAUUUCAUCGUUUUGAUAAAUUCAAUGCGAAAUACAACCCGAUUGGUGAAUCACGAUUGCGUGAAGUGUUUUUGAAAACAGACAAUUAUCUCAAUGGAAAAUACUUUGCAGAAAUUAUCAAAGAAGUGGCAUCAGACUUCGAAGAAUCAAAAUAUCAAAAUGCCGAACUUCGUCUAUCAAUUUAUGGAAAGAAUCGUGAAGAAUGGUCAAAAUUAGCCCAAUGGGCAAUUGAUGGAGAUGUCUAUUCGGAUAACAUUCGUUGGCUGAUUCAAAUUCCACGUUUAUAUGAUAUCUUCAAAACAAACAACAUUGUGAAUUCAUUUCAAGAGAUCAUGGAUAAUAUAUUUUUGCCAUUGUUUGAAGCGACCAACGAACCGGAAAAGCAUCCAGAACUACAUCGUUUCUUACAAUAUGUCAUUGGGUUCGAUAGCGUUGACGAUGAAUCGAAACCGGAGAAUCCUUUGUUUGAUCGUGACGUUACUGUACCAGCUGAAUGGACUGUCGAAGACAAUCCACCAUAUGCAUACUAUAUUUACUAUAUGUAUGCAAAUAUGACGGUAUUGAAUCAAUUCAGAAAAGAGCGUGGAAUGAAUACAUUUGUUUUGCGGCCUCAUUGCGGGGAAGCCGGUCCCGUUCAGCAUUUGGUGUGUGGAUUUUUGAUGUCAGAAAAUAUUUCACACGGUUUAUUGUUGCGCAAAGUGCCUGUUUUGCAAUAUCUCUAUUAUUUGGCUCAAAUUGGUAUUGCGAUGUCACCGCUCAGCAAUAACUCAUUGUUCUUGAACUAUCAUCGAAAUCCACUUCCCGAGUACUUGGCACGAGGUCUCUGUGUCUCCCUAAGUACCGACGAUCCACUUCAAUUUCACUUUACUAAGGAACCACUGAUGGAAGAAUAUAGUAUUGCUGCACAAGUAUGGAAACUUAGUUCAUGUGAUAUGUGUGAAUUGGCAAGAAACAGCGUUCUUAUGUCCGGGUUCCCUCAUAAGAUGAAACACCACUGGUUAGGACCAAACUAUACACGCGAAGGCGUCGCUGGAAAUGACAUUACUCGCACAAAUGUGCCAGAUAUUCGUGUGUCAUAUCGUUACGAGACGCUCAUAGAUGAGUUGACAAACAUUUUUAGCAAAUACCUCAUAAAAUGAAUUUAUAUACCCACAUUUUGUUUUUAAUUUCAAGUAUAAUAUAUUUAAUGUAUUUAAAAAAAAAAACAAAUAAAUGAAUAAUAUACGAA